AUGAGCAUUUUCCCAAAUUUGAAUACCCAUACGUUGCGGACCCAGCGGUUCAAACAGCCUGCGGGAUAUGGCGAUCUCGCUCUGGCCUACGGCGGCGCUCCCCUCAACCCGACAUCUUCAACCCAAUACGACUAUCAGGCCCUCAACAACGUCAGCAGUCACAGAGAUAUCCGUAACUACGCCGAACAAACGUUGGGUAGUGACAACGCCUUGAUCCAGGCCGUGAAGCUCCCGCAGGAUGAAGACUUGAAUGAGUGGUACGCCGUUCAUUGCGUCGACUUCUACAACCAAAUCAACAUGUUAUACGGGGCUAUCACCGAGUUUUGCAGUCCCGCCACUUGUCCUCGAAUGAUUGCUACUGAAGAAUAUGAAUAUUUAUGGCAAGAAAAUGGCAAGAAACCAGUGUCGCUUCCGGCUUGCGAAUAUAUCGAAAACUUGAUGACUUGGGUGCAAGGAUUCUUUGACAACGAUAACAUCUUCCCGCUGAAAAUUGGAGCUCCGUUCCCGCAGCAGUUCCCAGUGUUGAUGAAAACAAUCUUCAAAAGAAUCUUCCGUAUUUACGCUCACAUAUAUUGCCAUCACUUCCAUGAGAUCACCGAGUUGGGGUUGCAACUGCAUUUGAACACUAGUCUCAAACACUACGUGUUAUUUGCGAAUGAGUUUCAGUUGAUCCAGCAAAAAGAUUACGGACCUUUGGAGGACUUGGUUGAGACGAUGCUUAAGCUGUAA
Messenger RNA from Diutina rugosa, 729 nucleotides. It is a transcript of the gene MOB1, whose product is annotated as Mob1p. NCBI's taxonomy places the organism in Eukaryota, Fungi, Ascomycota, Pichiomycetes, Serinales, Debaryomycetaceae. The coding region runs from base 1 to 729 and encodes 242 amino acids. Gene Ontology annotation, molecular function: protein kinase activator activity. The record is from RefSeq and is a predicted model, not a curated record. Gene Ontology annotation, cellular component: nucleus; cytoplasm. Gene Ontology annotation, biological process: signal transduction; positive regulation of protein phosphorylation; cell division. The transcript has a single exon.